Synchiropus splendidus (mandarinfish) is the source of this 1653-nucleotide messenger RNA. RefSeq names its product bone morphogenetic protein 5 (gene bmp5). Gene Ontology annotation, biological process: SMAD protein signal transduction. NCBI's taxonomy places the organism in Eukaryota, Metazoa, Chordata, Actinopteri, Syngnathiformes, Callionymidae. The record is from RefSeq and is a predicted model, not a curated record. Gene Ontology annotation, molecular function: growth factor activity; cytokine activity. The transcript has 7 exons. Gene Ontology annotation, cellular component: extracellular region. The coding region runs from base 143 to 1483 and encodes 446 amino acids.
GAGAAAUUCGGAUGAGGCGCAGCGCAACUGGAUAAAAGAGACUCCCUGAUAUGGACGGUCUGUGAAACUAUUUUUGGUGGGCGUUUUUCUGUGUUUUCUUUCAUCCUGAAAGUGCGAUGUAGGUUGCUCUCCCCAGGCCAGGAUGUCUCUGAACCGAGCGGUACUUGGACUUGCGUGGAGCUACUUGAGUUUUUUGUCGUGCGCCCAGUGCGGGCUGAGUGACAACCACGUGCACUCCAGUUUUAUUUACAGAAGAUUGCGCAAUCAUGAGCGCAGAGAGAUCCAGCGAGAGAUCCUGUCCAUCCUGGGUCUGCCCCACAGACCGCGACCCUUCUCCCCAGGGAAACAGGCGUCCUCCGCCCCGCUCUUCAUGCUGGACCUCUACAACGCCAUGGUGGUGGAUGAGGAUGGAGCGCCGCACAGCUCGAGCAGGAGCCUCAAGGCGCAGAGGAAAGGCCACCACAGCGUCCAGCACGGCGGCUACUCGCGCGUGGCGCAGCCGUACCGCGCGGCACCUCUGCUGGGUCACAGCCCCGCGCUCACCUCUGCGCACGACACCAACUUCCUCAAUGACGCAGACAUGGUCAUGAGUUUUGUCAAUUUAGUGGAGAAGGACAAAGAUUUCUCGCACCAGCGGCGACACUACAAAGAGUUCCGCUUCGACCUGACUCAGAUACCUGACGGCGAAGCGGUCACGGCUGCCGAGUUUCGGAUCUACAAGGACCGCAGUCAUUCCCGCUACGAAAACGUCACGCUGAAGGUCACCAUUUAUCAAGUCAUCAAGGAAUUCCAAAACAAGGAUGCAGAAACGUUCUUGCUGGACUCCAAAAAGGUUCAAGCUACAGAUGGUGGCUGGAUGGUGUUCGACAUCACGGUGACCAGCAACCACUGGGUGAUGAACCCGCAGCAAAAUCUAGGGCUUCAACUCUGUGUGGAGACUAUUGAUGGACGAAGUAUCAACAGCAAAUCUGCCGGGAUUGUUGGAAGGAAUGGACCUCAAUCCAAACAGCCGUUCCUAGUGGCGUUCUUCAAGGCCAGCGGGGUGUUGUUGCGAUCUGUCAGGGCUGCUGGCGGGAAGAAGAAGAACCACAAUCGCAACAAAUCCACGGGACCACAGGAAUCGUCCCGCGCGCCCAAGAGUGGAGAUUACAACUUGAGUGAACAGAAGCAGGCCUGCAAGAAACACGAGCUUUAUGUCAGCUUCCGCGAUUUGGGUUGGCAGGAUUGGAUUAUCGCGCCCGAGGGUUAUGCAGCUUUUUACUGCGAUGGCGAAUGCUCAUUUCCUCUCAAUGCACACAUGAAUGCGACAAAUCACGCAAUAGUCCAAACUCUGGUCCAUUUAAUGUUUCCUGACAAUGUGCCAAAGCCAUGCUGUGCACCAACCAAACUAAACGCAAUAUCAGUUCUCUACUUCGAUGACAGCUCCAAUGUGAUCCUCAAAAAAUAUAGAAAUAUGGUUGUAAGGUCUUGUGGUUGCCAUUAGAGACACCUUUCCUGUUGUAUGCUGCAGUCUAAUGUACAGUAUUAUGUAUAUAAGGUUUGUCAACUCUAAUUUAUUUUUCUUUCACAGCAAAAUAGCACUGAACAUUUUCAUAUUUAAAUAUGUAGAACUUGUUUUUGUCAUUUAUCACUUUGUGUCCAUUGGCAUAUACU